GCCGGGGAGGGGUGGGGGGUAUCCGCCCGCUCCGGGCCGUCCCGUCCCGGCGCCUCGCUGGGGCUUGCGCGGCUCCCGGGCGCCGGGAAUGCCUGACACGCAGCUCUUCCCCCGGCCCUCCCGAGCGGGGAGCGGGCUGGUGUCGUCUUACACGCCUUAUAUAGACCGCACCGGUCCAGGGAGAGCGGGGGCACGCUGGCCCCCGGCCCUGCGGCCGGCCCGUGCGAGGCGUGGGGAGCCCCACAGCCGGCCCUGUCCGCCCUCGGGGGGAAGGUCCUGGGGCCGUUCGCAGGGGUCUGGCGGCUCCUUCCAGGUAAAAGGUGACAAGUGGCUGGCGCUGGCCCGUCUGUCCGGAGCCUUGGCCGGCUGACAGCUGUCAGGCAGGGGAGCGCCGGGAUUCCCUCCUGCCGAAGCCCCGGAGAUGGGCUCGCUCCCAGGGAGCAUCUGCUCGGCCGGCUGCCGGAGCGCCAGCCUGGCUGCUGUGCCAGCGCCUCGGGUGGCAUCACGCAGCUCCUGUGCUGCUGCUGCUAAUUCAUCCGGCAAAAAUGCUUCUGGUUCCUAUCCUUCUGUACCUGCUGUUGCUUCUCUGUGGUCUGAACAGCCUUGGCUCUCAGCAGCAGAAGUUCCUGGGGUGCUGCAAAGGAGAGCACAUCCCAGGUUGGGGAAGAGAGCAGAGCCCACAGAUACUCCACUGUGGGUGGCAGCAGGGCUGUGCCUGGCUCCCUGGCACUAGUCAGUGUUAGCCUGGGCCCCUCAGCUCUGACGUUGCUGGAGGAGAUGCUGAUGGAUUUGGGGUGCGUCUCUGACCACAGUGUAGGAUGGUCAGGGUGGAGUUACAGGUGGAAACGUGACCUGCCUCCUGUCCUACCCUGCCAGGCACCGAGCCCUCUCCUCGCCUCCUCUCCCUGCAUUGUUUCCACAUUCCCUAACACUGGGAUCACACCCUCUUCCCUUGCAGAGAUGGGCGACAUGGAGUCCUACAAGGUGAUGCUGAAUGGGCCAGCACCCUGGGGCUUCAGGCUGCAGGGAGGGAAGGAUUUCAGCAUGCCGCUCUCCAUCUCCAGGCUGACUCUGGGUGGGAAGGCAGCCCAGGCCGGCGUGGGAGUGGGCGACUGGGUGCUGUACAUCGACGGGGAGAGCACCAGUGCCAUGACACACAUCGAGGCCCAGAACAGGAUCCGUGCCUGUGGGGACAGGCUCUGCCUCACCUUGAGCAGAGCCCAGAACCAGCUGGGGAAGCCGCAGAAGGACUCACUCCCCUGCUCUGAACCCCUGAAAUAUAACUUCGCUCCCAGCACCGCCCUCAACAAAACAGCCCGGCCCUUCGGGGCCGGCUCACCUCCGAACCCACGGCCCGGGCUGGUGACGAAACCCGUGACGUACGCGCCCCUGGCGCCCGCCUGCACCCCCCAGCACAACGGGCAGCCCCCACAGCUGCUGGAGUCCCCCAGCACCCCCGUGUGUGACCCUGUGAAGCUGCGGAUGUUAGAGGACAUUGAUGACUCAAAGCCCCCCAGCUGGACCUCCCAGUCCCGCUCCUUCCGCAAACUGUCCCGCCUGGUGGGCGCCGAUGGCAUGGAGGAUGGUGAGGACGAGCUUGUUAAAAAGCCCAGUCACUCAGGGGAAGCUCUUUGCUCUGUUGCUGUUUUUUCUCUCUGUCUGCAAGAGUCGAGCUGUUGGUGGAGCUGCAGAGCUCACCCGCAGUGGGCACUGCCAGAGCUCAGCCACUGCUCUGGCUUCCACCUCGGGAGGGUCCUGCCAGGACACACCAGCCAACAAGGUGUCCUGUGCUGGGUAGAACCUGCUGGGCACUGCUGGCACCAAGCUGGGGAGGCCAAGCUCUGCCAUUGCUUCUUGAGGAAGAGGGACCUGGAGAAGGCUGGUGCACAGAGAACACCUUGCUGGGGGUAUUGGGAGGUGCUAGGCAGCAGCUGGACAGUGUGCUGUGAGCCUGGCAUGGGUCUGCAGGACAGUGUGGAUGCCCAUGGGUCCAGCUGGGGCACAGUGGAGCAGUGGUGAGUGCCAGGGCAGCCUCUGGAGCCCCCCAGCACCCCCGGGUGUGAUCCUGGGAAGUUGAGGAUGUUGGAGGAUGCUGAGGACUGGCAGCCCCGCACUGGCACCUCCCAGUCCCGCUCCUUCCGCAAACUGGCCCAGCUGACGGGCACAGAUGGCAUGGAGGAUGGUGAGGAUGAAUUUAUUAAAAAGCCCAGGGAUGCCCAUGGGUCCAACUGGGGCACGGGGCAACAUCGGCAGCCCCCUCAGGCUCUGGAGCCCCCCAGUGACACUGUGUGUGACCCUGUGAAGCUGCGGAUGUUAGAGGACAUUGUGGACUCAAAGCCCCACACCUGGACCUCCCAGUCCCGUUCCUUCCGCAAACUGGCCCGGCUGGUGGGAGCAAACAGCAUGGAUGAUGGUGAGGAUGAGCCCGUUAAAAAGCCCAGACUUGAGGUGUUUUCAGAGCUGCACAAUGGGCACUGCCAGCAUUCAGUCACUGCUCUGACCAUCACCUCAGGAGGGUCCUGCCCCAAGCACCCACCUGGGGAUUCCCAUGGGUCCAUCUGGGGCAUAGUGGAGCAGCGGGAGCCUCUGGAGCCCCCCAGCACCCCCGGGUGUGAUCCUGGGAAGCUGCGGCUGAUGGAGGACGCGGAGGGCUGGCAGCCCCGCACCGGCACCUCCCAGUCCCGCUCCUUCCGCAGGCUGGCCCAGCUGACAGGCACAGAUGAGAUGGAGGAUGGUGAGGAUCAGAUUGUUAAAAAGCCCAGGGAUGCCCAUGGGUCCAGCUGGGGCACGGUGGAGCAACGACAGCCCCCUCAGCCUCUGGAGCCCCCCAGCACCCCCGGGUGCAGCCCUGGGAAGCUGCGGCUGAUGGAGGACGCUGAGGACUGGCAGCCCCGCACCGGCACCUCGCAGUCCCGCACCUUCCGCAGGCUGGCCCAGCUGACGGGCACAGACAGCAGCAUGGAGGAUCAUGAUGAUGUGUUUGUUAGGAAGCCCAGCCAGGUCUCCGUGCCGGACCCGUCCCCAGGAGCAACGAUGAAAACUGAGCCAGGACUGGCCCCCAGGACCCCCAGUGCCACCCCCAGCCCCACCAGCCGCCCACCCUGGGCUGUGGACCCCUCGUUUGCCGAGCGCUACGCCCCGGACAAGACGAGCACGGUGGUGAGCAAGCACAGCCAGCCUGCCACGCCCACCCCCAUGCAGAACCGCAGCUCCAUCGUGCAGGCAGCCCAGCAAGCCCCCGAGGGGCCCGGCCGCACCCCCCUCUGCUACAAGUGCAACAAGGUCAUCAGGGGACGGUACCUCGUGGCGCUGGGACAUUAUUACCACCCCGAGGAGUUCAUCUGCUGCCAGUGCAGGAAGGUGCUGGAUGAGGGCGGCUUCUUUGAGGAGAAAGGCUCCAUCUUCUGCCCCAAGUGCUACGACACGCGCUACGCACCCACCUGCGCCAAGUGCAAGAAGAAGAUCACUGGGGAGGUGAUGCACGCACUGAAGAUGACCUGGCAUGUGCAGUGCUUCACCUGCAACGCCUGCAAAACUCCCAUCCGCAACCGAGCCUUCUACAUGGAGGAGGGACAGCCCUACUGUGAGAGAGACUAUGAGAAGAUGUUUGGCACCAAGUGCCGUGGCUGUGACUUCAAGAUCGAUGCUGGGGACCGGUUCCUGGAGGCGCUGGGCUUCAGCUGGCACGACACUUGCUUUGUCUGUGCGAUCUGCCAGACCAACCUGGAAGGGAAGACGUUCUACUCCAAGAAGGACAAGCCUCUGUGCAAGAGCCACGCUUUCUCCCAUGUGUGAGGGGUGGGAAUCCAGCUGUGCCCACACAUGCCCCUGGCCCUGCAUGCUCCUCUCCCCCUGCCCUGCUGGCCCCAGGGAGCCAGGCUGGGCCCUUGGCC
Agelaius phoeniceus (red-winged blackbird) is the source of this 3893-nucleotide messenger RNA. NCBI's taxonomy places the organism in Eukaryota, Metazoa, Chordata, Aves, Passeriformes, Icteridae. The record is from RefSeq and is a predicted model, not a curated record.